AUGCCUGGCUUCAUCCAAUCUAUCAAAUCACGCCUUCCUCAAUCCCCCUUCAGCCCUCCCAAACAGAGUGCUCCCCUCAUACCAUCUAUCGACGCGGGUGAACCUGUGGAAGAGGCCCCGCAGCAAGAGCAGCAGCCCUCGGCCGAAAUCCUUCCUGCGGAGGCACUCAUCGCACCCAAUUCAUCAACGGUGGCAUUGACCCUCACGCCCGUUAACGGUGUCUCCAGCCAACAACCAUCAGAUGACGGUGAGGUACCUGAGACUGCCGAAGAAUCUGCUGCUGAGCCCGAGCCCACAGCUCAGUCUGAAGCCGUGGCGCCUCAUGCUGAGGCAACACCCGAGGUGUCAGAAGCGGACCCAUCAGCCGACGUGCCCACUUCUGUCGAGCCCCAAGCACCGGUCGCAACUCCGCUGUCAGAUGUCACUGAAGAGCCUGCCGUUCCUGAGGUGGACACCGCCGAAGUUGCGCCCGAAGCAAUCGCCCCUGAGCCUGCAUCGGACUCGAUUCCAUCCGAGCUGCCCAUAGCAAGUGAAACCGCGCAGAACAUGCAAGAAGUCCUAAUCGAGGCCCCAACACCCAGUGAGGCCGUCAAGCCAGCCGCACCCAGAUCCAAAAGGUCGAUUUCUCGCAAGGAGCCUCCGGUACUAGAGCCUGCCGAGCUCGCCGCUGCAGUGGCAGCACCUAUUGAAGAUACGCCCGUUGCAGCACUCCCAAUCCUUCAGGUCGAAGGUGUCACCGCUGACGCCGAUCUUGUCAAAGAGGCUUCCACACCCGACAAAGAGGCUUCCACACCCGAGGUGAAGGAAGUCAAACUGAAGAAAAAGCGAUUCAUGAUGUCUCCCUUGAAGAAGAGCUUUUCCUCCAACACCUCGACUGAUGGCAACAGCACCGACGAAUCAGCGCACGCCAAGCCCAAGAAAAACCAGCCCUUAGCAGGCAGGUUCAAGCAUGUCCUGGGCCACGUGAAAUCCAAAGUCAAAAAAGACAAGGAUUCCGACAAGGCGCGUUCCCAGCCCUCGGCUGAUAAUGCAGUCCUCACUGACGACGCGGGCUCGAAUGACCACGCCGACUCCAGCGGUGUCGUUACUCCGUCUGAGGAACCCAGCGUGGUCGCAGGCCCCAUUGAUGCUGUUGUUCCCAUCGAUAGUACGGUCACUGCUUGA
Molecule: messenger RNA, 1164 nt
Organism: Puccinia triticina
Lineage: Eukaryota; Fungi; Basidiomycota; Pucciniomycetes; Pucciniales; Pucciniaceae
Exons: 4
Coding region: 1-1164 (387 amino acids)
Source: RefSeq, a predicted model, not a curated record